AUGGAUGGCGGUACCGAGGAGCUUCUCAAGCGAAAAGAGAUCAAGCUGGCCGUAAAGAGAAGUUUCUCUGCGUUGCGAUCAUGCCAGAAUCGCGCGCGUAAAAUCGGUCGCACGGCGCCGGAAAGAGCAGACUGCCCACCGAAGACCGUGGACAACCCAUCACUGAUCGCUGAAACCCUGCUGUAUUCAGCCUUGAAUACACAUCCGCUCGACUCGGCUUUGCCUGGUACCAAUGGACAAGACUCCACAGCGGUAGCGGCUCUGAGCUCACGGUGGGAAGACCGGGACGAGCUGCAGGUGCCUUUCCAAACACGCGAAGCCGCCCUUCUGAUGCACUAUCUUGACGACGUCUUCCAAUGGCAAUUCCCUUAUUGUAACAGUAGCGAUGAACAUGGCAAUCGUGGAUGGCUCCUCAUGCUUCUUAGCAGGAGAGGUCCGUCGUUUUACGCCGCCAUCAGCAUUGCAGCGUUGCACAAGGCUGGCCGCGAUCAAUCGCGUAGAGAAAUCAACGCGACUCAGGAAGCGCUUGGUUACCGUGCCAGGGCCCUGAAAGAGUUGCACAAGCUCCUGACUUCGAACAACGUAGACCAUCUCAUGCAGAACAAAGACCAUCUUGCAGAGUUCUUUGCAUGUAGCAUAUUGCUUGUUGGGUUCGAGGUCUUGAAUGGUGGCACGGAAGACUGGCGUCUCCAUGUAGACGCCAUCACUUCGUUGGCCUCGUCCAUGGAAUUGGGUAUCGUCAAUCCUCGGCUGGCCGCUGACAGCGCAGGUUUACAAUUUUUGAUCACUGCUGUUCUGUGGCUCGACCUGAUAUCAUACCUGCGGAUGGAGGAUAUUACAGGAUGUCGGGAUUGGGUAAUGCAAGCCAUUGGCGACAUUGCUACCCUCAGGGACUGGAAAGAGAAGCAAAAGCUUACUGGACGAUUGAGCGUGCUGCAGCUCGCGACCAAAGCGCGUCCCAUCGAAGAAUCCCUCAAUGUCGGCCUUGACACGUCAGAGCCACAGAAGGGCUCGACUCGCGGGACAAUAACAAAGCUCUUUGCACUGGCGGCGCUGGUAUGGCUGCACGCCGUGGUCUCAGAGCCACUGCCAUCACUGCCCGAAAUACGACAUGCCGUGUCGCAAAGCGUGACCCUCAUCUCUGAGAGCAAUAAAUUGUCUUUGUCAGGUGCUGUCUGGGCGUUGUGUGUGACAGCCAGCAUGGCUGAAGAAUCAAUUCAGCCAUUCUUUCAUAGUGUGUUCGAGGACUUGAUACGAGACUCUGGUCAACUGGGAAACGCCUCUACGGCUUUCAGCAUCAUUGAAGAGGUCUGGGCCCGACAACGCAGAGGAGAUGGAGAGAGUCUCGCAAUCUAG
Messenger RNA from Cercospora beticola, 1356 nucleotides. RefSeq names its product fungal specific transcription factor domain-containing protein. NCBI's taxonomy places the organism in Eukaryota, Fungi, Ascomycota, Dothideomycetes, Mycosphaerellales, Mycosphaerellaceae. The record is from RefSeq and is a predicted model, not a curated record.